Tupaia belangeri chinensis (Chinese tree shrew) is the source of this 1086-nucleotide messenger RNA. RefSeq names its product translocase of inner mitochondrial membrane 10B (gene TIMM10B). NCBI's taxonomy places the organism in Eukaryota, Metazoa, Chordata, Mammalia, Scandentia, Tupaiidae. The transcript is spliced from 2 exons. The record is from RefSeq and is a predicted model, not a curated record. The coding region runs from base 159 to 401 and encodes 80 amino acids.
UGGCGGGAACCCCACAGAACCGGGGAUCCGAGGGCUGGAAGCACUGGGCUGUGGGAACCCUCGGGCUGCAGGGCCUUGAGUGAAGGGUGGGGCCCUGGUCGCUGAGUUUGAGCGCCUCUCUCUCCCAGUUGCGAGACUUCCUGCUGGUCUACAAUCGGAUGACAGAACUCUGCUUCCAUCGCUGUGUGCCCAGCCUGCACCACCGAGCUCUGGACUCUGAAGAGGAGGCCUGUCUGCACAGCUGUGCUGGGAAGCUGAUCCAUUCCAACCACCGCCUCAUGGCCGCUUAUGUGCAGCUCAUGCCUGCGCUGGUCCAGCGCCGCAUCGCAGACUACGAGGCUGCUUCGGCUGUGCCAGGUGCUGCCACUGAUCAGCCCGCAGGGUCGCCAUCGGGCAGCUAGUUCUCUGCAACCCCAGGAGGGAGGGCACUGGAGGGACCCUCAGAUAGAAGGACCCAGUGGACCUUGGGCUUGAUGAAGCCUGUACAAAGAGAAUGACCGGUUGACUGAAAGCUGGGUACUGUUGCUCCUUUUCCUGGAGCCAGUAAGCCCCCAUUUUACUCUGGUUUAUAUUCUGGGCAGGGAAUCUUGGCCCACGUUGUUAGCUCCAUCCUGUGUUCUGUCAUUUCUUGCAUAUCUGCUGGCAUACACCCUGGCCGCUGAGAAAUUGCCUUCUAUGUGUAGAAGGAAGGCCUUGACAUUCACAGGCACCUAUAAAACAGAGUCUGUGGUUGGUAAUCAGUUUCUGCCCAAAUGACGGAGGAAAUGGGUGUUCUUAAGUCUAACUUGAAUGGCUCACUUGUGAACCAAGUAUGCAUCAGUUCAAAACUAUUCGUUUGUCGACUGAGUCUUAGAAGAAACGAUUCUGCUGGAUCUAGGGAAAGGAGGAGAUGUUUAAGAAUAACAUCAAAAAAACCACAGGGCUUUUAGCCACUACUUCCUAGGAGGCCAGUAGCCUCAAACAGAAAUGAAAUCUGUAAGGAUUCUGGAGUGUUCUGGAAUUUCCACCGUUUCCCCAGGUUGUUACUUUCUUAGGAUUUCCUGUGUUCUCUGGAUAAGCAGUAAAACCUUUAAACAAAGAAUAUCU